Messenger RNA from Pistacia vera, 1830 nucleotides. RefSeq names its product zinc finger MYM-type protein 1-like. The record is from RefSeq and is a predicted model, not a curated record. Lineage: Eukaryota; Viridiplantae; Streptophyta; Magnoliopsida; Sapindales; Anacardiaceae. The transcript is spliced from 4 exons. The coding region runs from base 1 to 1830 and encodes 609 amino acids.
AUGGAAAAAUAUUUUAAAAGAAAGUCAAUUGCUGAGACAUCUCAACUUUGUUCUGGUGUCAAUGAUCAUGAAAACCAACAUUUUUCAAAGAAAAAUUGCUUCGAAGUUGACUUGGAAAAUCUUCCUUUUGAUCUUGGAUUUCAACCAAGAAUUACGUUUUAUCAUCCUAAUGUUCGAGACCAAAGCAAAGUGGCGAUGAUUCUUUUGUUCUUGAUGGGUUUCGCAAUUGGAAGAGACUUGAAAAAUUUAAAUAUCAUAUUGGAGGGAAACUUUCUUGAACUUUUACACUAUACAGCUAAGCAAAAUGAAGAAUAUAGAUUAGUAGCAUUGGAGAAUGCUCCUGGACAUGAUAAAUUGAUUGCUCCUAGUAUCCAAAAAGACAUAAUCAAUGCAUUUGCAGUUGAAACCAUCAACAAACUAAUUAGUGAUCUUGGAGAUGCUUUUUUUUCUAUACUAGUUGAUGAAGCUCGUGAUGGAUCCAACAAAGAGCAGAUGACAAUUAUCUUACGUUAUGUAAAUAAAAGAGGAUGUGUUGUUGAAUGUCUAUUGAACAUUAUGCAUGUCACAGAUACGACUGCUUUGUUCGUAAAGAUGAGAAUCGAAACAUUGUUCUCUAAAUACAAUUUGAGCAUAUCAAGAUUACAUGGACAAGGUUAUGAUGGUGCGAGUAAUAUGCGAGAUCAAUUUAAUGGGGUAAAAGCACUUAUAUUGAAAGAUAAUGAAUAUGCCUUCUAUGUUCAUUGUUUUGCUCACCAACUUCAACUGGCACUUGUAGCUGUGGCAAAAAAGGAUACAAAUAUUGAAAGACUUUUUUUGAAAGUUUCUUGUGUGAUAAAUAUUGUUGGAUGGUCACCUAGACGUAGGGAUCUUCUUAAUGAGAAACAACCUUUGAAGGUGAAAAAAGCUAUUAAAAGUGGUGAGCUUUCAACAGGGCAAGGUCUUAAUCAAGAUACUAAUCUUAAGCGGCUAGGGGAAACACGGUGGGGUUCACAUUAUGGGACUUUAUUGAGCUUGAUUAAUUUGUUUUCAUCUGUUGUUGAAGUGCUUGAGGAUCUUACUGAAAAUUCUGAUAAUAGAGUUGAAGCAAGUGAUUUGGUGGAUUAUAUGACUUCUUUUGAUUUUGCUUUUAACCUGCACAUGAUGAAAAACAUUUCGGGAAUCACAUUUGAACUUUCACAAGCAUUGCAAAGGAAGGAUCAAGAUAUUAUAAAUGCUAUGUCUUUGGUUCACUUGUCGAAAAGAAGAUUAUUGUUGAUAAGAAAUAAUGGAUGGGAUAAUCUAUUUGAUGAAGUUUCUCAUUUUUACAUUGCUCAUAAUAUAGAUGUGCCAAAUAUGCAAGAGAAAUUUGUUGCACGAGGGAGAUCGCGGCGUAAUAUUCAAGAGAUGACAAAUUUAUUUCAUUAUCGUGUUGAGUUAUUCUAUGCCAUAAUAGAUUUGCAACUAUCAGAGCUUAACAAUUGUUUUAAUGAAGGUAAUACAAAAUUACUUAUUUGCAUGGCCUCCCUAAAUCCAAGUGAUUGCUUUCAAGCAUUUGAUAAGGGAAAAUUAGUUGGUUUUGCUCAAUUUUAUCCACUUGAAUUUUCUUCUACUGAUCUUAUGGCACUUGAACUUCAACUUGAUAAUUACAUUGAUGAUAUGCGCUCAAAUAUUGCAACUGCAAGUGUAGAAAGAGCAUUUUCUGCUAUGAAAAUUGUGAAGACUCAUUUACGUAAUCAGAUGGGUGAUCAAUUCUUGAAUGAUAGCCUAAUUCCAUAUGUUGAGAAAACUAUAUUUGACAGUGUUGAUAAGGAGGUGGUCAUGCAACGAUUCCUCAAUAUGAAGCCCCGUUGA